UUACAUGUCGGUUUUGCUUAUCGCUAGUGAGUAGACAACUAGACAGGCUUAUGUUCUAUGUAGAUUUGGGCCGCGAUUUGCUAGUGGGUUUGUUGCCUCUAACUUGUGACGCAACCAUAACCAUCGAUCUAAGCUAAGAAGGUGUGUUCCAUUUCAUAAACCUCCAGUGUAGGUGACUCCGACUAUGAGGAUCGCUUGUGACUUCUCAUGCUCGAGAGUCGAGUUUCACUUCCUUAAGUGAAAAGGUGAUUGCCUGUUCUCCUCCAAUUCACUCUCCAUAUUCUUUUUGUACACGAUCGCUUAUGAUCUUCGCCACUUACGUCCACUUGUUACGAACAUUCAUCCAAAUAUUAACAUAUUCACAAUCGACCACACACGAUCCCCUAUGUCAAACUUUUCAAGCUUAAAUCCAAGUGGUUUAAGUUCAUCAUCGAUAGACCAUAGUAGUUAGUUAGCUAACAACAAAGGACAAGAGAAUUAAAUAUGGUAAAAGUAAAUCCAAAUAUAGAGCUCCUUGUGUUGGCUCAAUGGAAAUGCUUCAAAUGCAUAAUCUCUCCAAUUAAGCACAAAGCAGCAGAAAAAAAAAAUAUCAUCCUAAUUGUUCAUUACAUUUUUAAUUAGUAAAUAUACAUUGAUUUAUUUAUUUAGAAAAUCCAAAUUUGCAGGGACAAAAUAGCAAAGAAAGAAGACUAUUUUAGGACCAAUUUGAACGGAGACCAACAGCAGAUUUAAGACAAAACUCAACACCAAUACCAAAACCUUCACUGACUUUCAGCGCUAUACUAAAUCAUCACCAUGCAGUUGCCUACUUUCAUGGCUUCCUGCAUCAUAUAAGCACGUCGAUCUCCUCUCACUGCUCUAAUCAGCACAAAAACCAUCCUUUUGGUUAAUAAGUAAUAAGUCCCCAACUCCCCCACGACCAUCCUCUCCUGGUUGUGUGUUCUGUUGCAGUAGAUCAUUAGCAUCCUGCGUAGAAUAAAUAAUUAGGUGAUUUAACAGAGACCAGAAAGUAGUAAAGCAACCAGAAAGAAAGCUUAAAAACAGAGGUGGGUUUCCGAAAUGGCUGGAGGUGGCUAUGUCCCCGAUAGCGGAACAAAGCAGUUCCAAGGCCGCGUCACCGGGUUCGUGCUCAUCGCCUGCAUAGUUGCAGCAUGUGGAGGUCUGAUCUUCGGGUACGACAUCGGGAUCUCGGGCGGUGUCACCUCCAUGGAUUCGUUCUUGAGCAAGUUCUUCCCUUCCGUGUACAAGAAGGAAAAAGAAGGCCACCACGAGAGCAUGUACUGCAAAUUCGACAGCCAUCUCCUCACAUUGUUCACCUCAUCCCUCUACCUCGCCGCCCUGUUCGCCUCCGCGGUCGCAGCCUAUGUCACCAAGGUUUUCGGCCGAAAGAUCUCGAUGCUGUUCGGAGGCAUCGUGUUCCUCGCCGGAGCGAUCCUCAACGGUGUAGCAGUCGACGUCGCGAUGCUCAUCGUCGGUCGCCUGCUUCUUGGUGUUGGGGUCGGGUUCGCCAACCAGUCUGUCCCGCUUUAUCUGUCCGAGAUGGCGCCUUCUCAGCUAAGGGGAGCUCUCAACAUCGGGUUCCAGAUGGCGAUCACCAUCGGCAUCUUGGUCGCAGGUUUGAUCAACUUUACAUUUGCAUCCAAGGACUGGGGAUGGAGAGCCUCGUUGGGGCUCGCUGCCGUCCCUGCCAUUAUGAUCACUGUCGGGUCCAUCUUUCUGCCGGACACCCCGAACUCGAUCCUGGCACGGGGCAACACCGAGAAGGCCAGGGAGAUGCUGAAGAAGAUCCGCGGCACUGACAAUGUCGACGAGGAGUUCCAGGACCUGAUCGACGCGACACAUGCUGCAAUGAGAGUGGAUGGCCAGUGGUCGACCAUCUUGAAGCCGGAGUACAGGCCUCAUUUGGCUAUCUGCUUCCUUGUGCCUUUCUUCCAGCAGUUCACUGGGAUCAAUGUGAUCAUGUUCUACGCGCCAGUCCUGUUCAAGACUCUGGGAUUCGGUGACGAUGCUUCCCUCAUGUCUGCUGUCAUCACUGGCCUUGUCAAUGUCUUUGCGACCUUCAUUUCGAUCUUGGCGGUGGAUAGGUUGGGGAGAAGGGCUCUGUUCCUGGAAGGAGGCAUUCAAAUGAUUGUUAGUCAGGUGCUUGUUGCAGUGAUGAUCGCCAAGGCAUUUGGGUCUGCAGGAGUUGGGGUGAUGUCUAAAGCCGACUCGCUGCUCGUGCUCAUCCUGAUCUGCUUCUACGUGGCGGCAUUUGCGUGGUCGUGGGGGCCUUUGGGGUGGCUGGUGCCGAGCGAGAUCUGCCCACUGGAGAUCCGAUCAGCGGGGCAAGCCAUUAAUGUGGCUGUGAACAUGGCCUUCACGUUCAUCAUCGGCCAGUUCUUCCUCACCAUGCUCUGCCACAUGAAGUUCGGGCUUUUCCUCUUCUUCGCCUGCUGGGUGGUGGUCAUGACGCUCUUCAUCUACUUCUUCCUACCGGAGACCAAGAACGUCCCCAUUGAAGAGAUGAACAAUGUAUGGAGGAAGCACUGGUUCUGGGGACAGUAUAUCCCGGACGAUGCUGUGGUUGGCACGGCCAGCAGUACCAAGAUCAAGGAUAUGGAGGCUUGAAGAUGAAGCACAUAGGACUAGCACAUUAUGAGGUUCAGGCUUUGUUUUCAAAUAAGGACACCAAAGAAAGAAGGAAAAAGAAAGGGCAUAGAGGAAGGAAAAACAAAACAGAGACGAGUGAGCAGAGCAGAGCAAAGGCAGGAGUAGUAUUUGUAGGUGAGAGUUGUUUUAGUUGGGAGCUACUUGUUGUUUCAACAAUAACCCUUGAAUUAUGUU
Messenger RNA from Linum trigynum, 2823 nucleotides. NCBI's taxonomy places the organism in Eukaryota, Viridiplantae, Streptophyta, Magnoliopsida, Malpighiales, Linaceae. The record is from the annotation of a GenBank genome assembly.